This is a messenger RNA of Olea europaea var. sylvestris, 792 nucleotides long. RefSeq lists its product as uncharacterized. The transcript has 2 exons. NCBI's taxonomy places the organism in Eukaryota, Viridiplantae, Streptophyta, Magnoliopsida, Lamiales, Oleaceae. Bases 1 to 792 code for a protein of 263 amino acids. The record is from RefSeq and is a predicted model, not a curated record.
AUGUCCAAAAUAACUAGCACCUUGGCUGUAGGGGAGAGGGGAAAAUUUUCAGCACAAGCUCAACCAAACCCUAGGGAACAAUAUAUGGCACAAACCUCGGGAUCAGGAGAAAACAACCUUAAGAAAGUUAAUGCCAUAACCACUAUGUCUGGUAAGGUUAUUGAACCAACCCCCAAACCUAGGGAAGAUGAAAAGGACCCUAGCAAUUCAAAAGAGGGUACCCUUAGUGAGAAGGUUCCCACAUAUGCUAAAGUCUUAAAAGACUUGUGCACUGUGAAGAGGAAACACCAUGUCAAAAAAACUAUUUUCUUGACUGAACAUGUGAGUGCUAUUAUUAAGCAAAAUAUCCCACCAAAGUAUAAGGAUCCUAGUUGUCCUACUGUCUCUUGCAUCAUUGGAAAUCAUGUGAUUUCACAAGCCCUUCUUGAUCUAGGGGCUAGUGUCAAUAUCAUGUCGUAUGAUAUUUACUUGUCGUUAGGACUAGGAGAGAUAAAGGUCAUAUCAGUAAAUUUACAAUUGGCUGAUCGGUCCACUAUUAGGUCUAGAAGAGUAGUUGAGGAUGUGUUGGUACAAGUUGACAAAUUUUACUACCCUGUUGACUUCUUGAUUUUGGACAUAAAAGUUGAUGUGAAUGUUAACUCCAAAAUUCCUAUAAUUCUUGUUAGACCUUUUCUUGUCACAACUCAUGUUCUUAUCAAUUAUAGGAAUGGUCUAAUGAAACUAUCAUUUGGGAACAUGACCCUGGACAUCAACAUCUUUCACAUCAUGAAGCAACCUGAGGAGGAUGACUAG